Molecule: messenger RNA, 465 nt
Organism: Penicillium taxi
Lineage: Eukaryota; Fungi; Ascomycota; Eurotiomycetes; Eurotiales; Aspergillaceae
Product: DNA-directed RNA polymerase core subunit RPO26
Exons: 4
Coding region: 1-465 (154 amino acids)
Biological process (GO): DNA-templated transcription
Cellular component (GO): RNA polymerase II, core complex; nucleus; RNA polymerase III complex
Molecular function (GO): DNA binding; DNA-directed RNA polymerase activity
Source: RefSeq, a predicted model, not a curated record
AUGUCUGACUACGGUGGUGACAAUGAUGCCGAGGAGAACCUCGACUACGAGCCCAAUGAAGAGUUCUACGAUGAGAACGACCCGGAAGAUUUCAUCGACCAUGAGAACCCAGAUGAUGCUGAAGGCGUUGAUUCCUACCAGCCUGCCGUAAACGGCGAACAAGUUGUUGUCUCGGGCGAUUCUGGGUAUGCAAGCAAAGCGCUGGAGCAGUCUCGCGAGAAGAAGGUUCCCAACGACCAACGAAGCACCACUCCGUACCUGACCAAGUACGAGCGCGCGCGUGUGCUGGGCACCCGAGCAUUGCAGAUCAGUAUGAACGCUCCAGUUCUUGUUGACCUCGAGGGUGAGACCGACCCCUUGCAGAUUGCCAUGAAGGAAUUGAACCAGAAGAAGAUUCCUCUGAUCGUACGGCGAUAUUUGCCUGGCGGAUGGUACGAGGACUGGACUUGUGAGGAGCUCCUGUAG